AUGGAGGGUUUUGAUCUGAGAGCUGCGUUAUCCUGCAGUAUCUGCAUGGAGAUCUACAAGGAGCCCAUGACACUACCAUGUGGACACAACUUCUGCCAGGACUGUAUCACCAAAGCCUUUGACAGUCCGAGGGAGGAAUACGAAUGCCCAGAAUGUCGGAAACCUUUCCAGAGAAAACCUAAGUUUAUAAGGAACCCCACACUGAAGAGCAUCGCGACUGUUUGUUCAUACUCCCAGCAGGAGCAAGGAGCCGUGGGGAUCUUCUGCACUUACUGUGACCUACCUGUCCCUGCGAGACUGUCCUGUCUACAGUGUGAACUCUCCAUGUGCGAUAACCACAUGAGGCGACACAACCAGAAAGUCAAACACACCUUAUUACCAGCCGCCAUGUCUCUGGAUGACAGACGAUGUUCCACCCACAACAAGACCUUGGAUUAUUUCUGCAAAACCGAUUCGACUUGUAUCUGUCCCUCCUGUUUUAUAGUUGGAGAUCAUGGAACUCACUUAGUAGAACCGCUGGAAGACGCCUUGGAGAGGAAGAAGGAGAAACUAAGAAAUAUUCAGAAGGAGCUGACGUUGAGGAGAAAGGACACAGAAGAAAGACUCCAGACUCUGCAGAUGUCCAGGGCGGAAAUACAGAAGAAAGCAUUGCAGCCGGUGGAGACCGUCAUUACCUUCUUCACGGACAUUAGAAAAGACCUGGAAGAUCUGGAGAAGAACAUCCUUCACGAGAUCAAAAAGCAGGAGACGGAACAUUCUCUACCGGUUACCAAACUGAUCCAGACGAUGGAAAUAAAUAAAGAACAACUCUCCAGAAAAACAUGUUAUAUCCAGGAUCUACACAACAUGGACGACCCGCUCUACGUCUUAAAGGAACAGGAAUCGAACAGGGACGACUUUUGUGACAUCAAAGACGGAGAAGAGUUGGGCAGAGAGGAGGAGAUUAAAGACCUCCACGGUGUAAGAGACCUGGAUGUGGGUCCAAUCUCCGAAAAGCUGAAGACGCUAUCGGACAUCAUUACCGGGAUCAGGAAUGGAGUUUACUUUGAGGAACCCAUUGACUUGUCUUUGAAUUUGGACACUGCCGGUCAAAAUGUGUCUGUGGACGAAGGUGGCAAAACAGCAUCGUGGUCACUUACGGCCCAGAACUACCCGGAGACCCCGGAGAGAUUUCACUGUAACCAGGUGUUGAGUCAUGAGAGCGUGUCCUCGGGGCAGUACUAUUGGGAAGUGGAGACCAGUGACACGGGCGACUGGAGGAUCGGGGUGUGUUACCCCGGUGUAGACAAGCGGGAGCACUCCUCCAUCGUAGGGGGCAGUAAGAAGUCCUGGUGCCUCCACCGGUGUAAUAGCCCCAUCUCAUUGCCCUGUGAUAGUAACAAGUACCCCGGAUACUUAGUCAUCCAUGAUGAUGCGUACACCCACCUGCCCCACGCCGUGUCCUGUAAUAGGCUGAGGGUAUCUCUGGACUAUGAGGGGGGCCGGUUGUCCUUUUAUGAGCUCUGUGACCACAUGCGGCACCUGUACACUUUCCGCGCCACCUUCUCAGAGCCCCUGCACGCCGCCAUCUAUGUUUGGGAUAAGUUACAUGGGAAAGGUAGCUGGGUGAGAAUCACGGGGGCCGAGAGGCGAUGA
Hyla sarda is the source of this 1635-nucleotide messenger RNA. RefSeq names its product E3 ubiquitin-protein ligase TRIM39-like. Gene Ontology annotation, molecular function: protein binding; zinc ion binding. The record is from RefSeq and is a predicted model, not a curated record. The transcript has a single exon. The coding region runs from base 1 to 1635 and encodes 544 amino acids. Lineage: Eukaryota; Metazoa; Chordata; Amphibia; Anura; Hylidae.